GUUAGAUAUAAAAAGUUCAAAAUCUACUGCUAUUAAUCAAGCCGAAGAGCUUAUAAAAGAUUUUAGUAAAUUAGAUAAUUUAAUUGGAUUUAAGCAGUUAGUUGAAGAUUUUGAAAUAGAAUUGCCAGAAGAAAUACUGAUUAAAGCACUUAAACUACUUAGUGAUGCAUCAUCUUUUGAAAUUCAUUCAGAAAAAACUAUGAUAUGUCUUGAAAUUCAUCUAAGAACCUGGACUGCAGCUUUAGAAAGAUUGUACUAUUCUCCUAUCGUUCUAGAAUAA
Messenger RNA from Dentiscutata erythropus, 280 nucleotides. The record is from the annotation of a GenBank genome assembly. Lineage: Eukaryota; Fungi; Glomeromycota; Glomeromycetes; Diversisporales; Gigasporaceae.